Messenger RNA from Aureobasidium namibiae CBS 147.97, 513 nucleotides. RefSeq lists its product as uncharacterized. The record is from RefSeq and is a predicted model, not a curated record. Lineage: Eukaryota; Fungi; Ascomycota; Dothideomycetes; Dothideales; Saccotheciaceae. The transcript has 2 exons. Bases 1 to 513 code for a protein of 170 amino acids.
AUGUACACACCCGUCGCCCUUCUCGCUGCCUCAGCAGGCCUCGCCUCAGCAGCAACAUCCUACAAAGCCUCCUUCACCCAAUACGGCUCAACCGACACCUGGGGCAGCGGCAACUGCAACGUCGCAACCACAGCCUGCGGCUUCUACACCUCUCCCGGCUACUCAGCCGCCGUAUCCCAAAACGAAUUCGGCGUCGGCACCGGCGCAGGCGCCGGCCCCGCCUGCGGAACAUGCUGGAAAUUGACUGCCAGCACUGACUCCUCGGGCAACAAAAAGACCUUUGGCAACCCCAUCGUCGUCCAAGUGACCAACUUGUGCCCUGCGGAGAGCAACCCUCUGUGUGCUCAGAAUGGUCUCAGUGGCACCAACCAAUACGGUGCUAACCUCAACUUUGAUCUGUGCAUUGAUUCGGGUGCUAGUGCUGCGUUGUUUGGCAGCAGUGGUGUGGGGUUGGCGGUGGGUAGUGCUGAGGAGGUCAGCUGUAGUGAGUGGAGCGGUAAGGUUGUUCACUAG